Molecule: messenger RNA, 2251 nt
Organism: Hypoxylon fragiforme
Lineage: Eukaryota; Fungi; Ascomycota; Sordariomycetes; Xylariales; Hypoxylaceae
Exons: 4
Coding region: 254-1972 (572 amino acids)
Source: RefSeq, a predicted model, not a curated record
CUAGUAAUGGGAUAUAUAGUAUGCGUACACAUGGCAGAUAUAUUGCAGGCGCCACACUGGCCCAAGUCGCUCGAGAUCUGUAUAGGGUCUCUCGUCGAAGGAUUCGACCUUUCUCACAUUCGUUUGAGCACCUUCACCUUACCUAAUAAAAUACAUCGCUCAGAUUUCUCAAUUAUGCCUCUCGUUUCUCGUCCGCGUCUGGCUGACAUAUAUACAUAUCCAUCCUAGAGUUAUUGAUCCAGACCCGCUUGCUAUGGAUCUCCACCAAAGGGGUAACCUCGAUAGGAACUUGGUUAAUAGGAGGAGGGUGGAUUCUUACCACGAACUGCGUAGAGACAACGGCCCAAGUCCCGCAGAUAUUGGUCUGCAGGAUGCAGAAGCAUGCGUGCGGGCCUGUUACAACCAGUUUGUCAAUGAGUGGUACGAGAAGGUCAAAGGAGGAUUCGACGAUGUUUGCACCCAACUUUCACAUACCCAAUCUCAUACAGACCUCUGGACUUUAUACUGCUGCGAUUCGACCUUCUGUGGUGUUAGGAUUGAUAGGGAGGGACUGAGUCCGAGCGUUGAUUUAAUCAUUAAUACAUGCCAAAAUGUGGGUAACUACCUGAUUUACGAUCCUGGCCCUCCGCCUGACGGCUUUAGUUGUAAUUCGGCUCUAAAGGAACAAGAAAAUCCAUCUAGCAGCGGCUCAUCAACCAUCCCAUCGAGUUCAACCUCGCCGCCAACAGAGGCUACGGUAAGCUCAAAGCUCAACUCAACCGCAUCGGGUACGGGUGCCGUGCCAAGCACAUCAACUGGCCUCACCGAGGGGAGCAAGGCCGCAAUAGGCAUCUGCGCAAGCUUGGCGAUAAUCGCGUUCAUCUUCUUCGUCGGGUUCCUGCUAAACCGGCGACGCUCGCGCCCCAAGACAUCCUCCUACACCGACGGCGCCCCGGGCAGUGCUGCUGCGCCCCGUCAUCGGCGCUCGUCCUCUGAGCUACCGAGUGGGUCGCGCACGCCUCUGAUCCUGCCCUCUCCCUCGUCGACGAAGGGUCCGCCCCUGACGCCCCCUGCGCGGCUGAGCGAUCGCAGGUUCCUGUCGGGCUUGCUGCGGCAGGGCCAGGGUGGCACGCCGAACUCUUCCGUAGCGUCGGGUAUGGACGAGCGAGCAGCAGCAGCAGCAGCUUUCGCGCCAACGAAUCCCCUCGGCCCACUAUCCGAUAAGAAACUGCUGGGGCCACGGCAUGAGCGCCGUGCAACCACAACCACCAGGAACAGCACGACCCAGACCUCUGCACCGCCUUCGCCUCCCGCAGCCGUGCACUUUGCUCCUUACUUUCUGCGCGACAGCGGCAGCUCGUAUAGCAGUGCCCCUGACGCGACGUCGACCAAAGCGAUCUGGUCGCCUAAAGAUAGAUCGGAGCCAGCGCACUCGGCGACACUGCCAUCGCUCCCACUAUCGCCCUCCCGACCCGCACGACCGCCCGACGCGUCUCUAGAGAUACCCCAUCCCGUCACCCCCGCCGGGCCACCACCGAAUCGCGCCCUACCCGCACCACCCCCUUACCUCCCCACCUCGCCGACAUUUCCCGUCUCGCCCGUCUCGCCAUCAAGCUCUCCUAUACUGAGCCCCGCGCGACAGCUAGCCCUAGAAAACGAUAACAACCCCUACGCUCACAACAACGCGCAACAAGACAUCGUCGAUGACAAAAAGCAUACAGGGUCAGCGACCGCCAUGUCCGCCGACGCAAAGGACCUCUGCGAGCUAACUGAGUCGUAUGCGCGCGAGGCCGCGUCCGAGAGCUGGGGCAGCUGGGCUGGAGCGGGGGGUGGUGGGCCGGGGGUUAGCAUUACGGGGGUGAAGAAAAGGGGGCAUGGGGGCAGUAAUGGGCGGUCGCGGGAUAACGGGGGUGGCGAUGGCAAGAAAGGGGGGAGUGGGUCGACGGUUUCGCUGCAGGAAUUGGAUCUGGAGAAGCUGGGGGGGAAGUAUUAGUCGCAUGGACUAGUAGAUGGGUACUGAAUUGGUGAUGCCUUGCUUCUCAAAGAAGAGGGAGAAAGAGAGGAGAAAGAUAGCGUCACAGCUAGUUGGGAUGGAAGAGAUGUAAGAAAGGUACGGAGGCAGACUAAGGGGGAGAAAGAAGUGCGUCCUCGUAAUGAUGUAUGUCGUCUCCGUUGUUACUAGAUGGCGGCUCCAGUGUACGGGAUAGCUGGGCUAUCGCAUAAUAGCUAUUAUUAUUAAACUAACCUACUAUAAUAUGAGAAAUGGAGGGAG